Messenger RNA from Vombatus ursinus (common wombat), 2323 nucleotides. It is a transcript of the gene BCCIP, whose product is annotated as BRCA2 and CDKN1A interacting protein. Lineage: Eukaryota; Metazoa; Chordata; Mammalia; Diprotodontia; Vombatidae. The record is from RefSeq and is a predicted model, not a curated record. Bases 2 to 925 code for a protein of 307 amino acids. Gene Ontology annotation, cellular component: nucleus. The transcript has 7 exons.
CAUGGCGUCCCGGGCCAAGAAGCGCGCCCUGGGCAGCCGGCACCCGGAGGCCGAGGAGGAGCGCGAGGAGACGGCGGAGGACACCGACGAGAGCGGCGACGACAGCAGCGGCAGCGACGAAGAGGACGAAGAAGACGAAGAAGACGAACUCGUCAACCAGGAAGUAAACGUUGAAUUUGAAGCUCAUUCUAUCUCAAGUAAUGACUUUGAUGGAAUAAAGAAAUUACUACAACAGCUCUUCCUGAAGGCUGCUGUGAAUAUUGUGGAGCUCACCAAUCUCUUAAUUCAGCAGAACCACAUUGGGAGUGUCAUUAAGCAAACAGAUGUUCCAGAAGAAAGUGAUGAAGAGGAUGAUGAAGAGGAGGAGAUUUUUGGUUUCAUCAGCCUCUUGAAUUUAACAGAAAGAAAGGGUGCCGAAUGUGCUGAACAAAUUAAGGAGUUGAUUCUGAGCCUCUGUGAGAAGGAUAUGGUUGAACAGCUGCGUAAACUCUUCAGUGAUCCCGCUAAGCCUGUGGGCCUCCUGUUAAGUGAAAGAUUCCUUAACGUCCCACCCCAGAUCGCUCUGCCUAUGCACCAGCAGCUCCAGAAGGAGCUUGCGGAGUCACGCCAGGCCGAUGAGCCUUGUGGCAAGUGCUCCUAUUACCUCAUGAUCAGUAAGACGUUCCAAGAGGCCUCGAGGAAUUCCAGAAACAAAGGGAACAUGCCACACAAAGCGCUGAGGUUUGCCAAUGCAGAGGAGGAGUUUUUCUAUGAGCAAGCGCUUCUCAAAUUCAGCUACUCAGUGCAAGAGGAGAGUGACCUGGCUUUGGGAGGCAGGUGGUCUUUCGAUGACUUGCCCAUGAAGCCCCUGCGGACGGUGAUGGUCAUUCCAGCGAGCAAGAUGAGUGCGGUCAUGGAGACGCUGAAGGAGUACCUAUCCAUCUAACCUGCUUUCUGUAGACAGUGAGUGGCUUGUUUGUACAACGCUUUCUGAUAAACUCAUUGGAGAUGUAGUGGUUUCGAAACAACUCCUGGUGUGUGUAAUGCCAUAUAUAACGGAUGGUUCAGUCACCGUGGCCUUAAUACGUUUUUUGAUUUUUUCAUUUUGGUCAAAUGUAUCUUGGACUUGUGAAUCAUUCAUUAAAAGCUCAUUACUUCAAAAGAAAACUGAACACAUGGGUUAGGAAUUUUAAAAACUGAGCAGCAACUGUUUAUUAUGGUUGCUUUAAUGAUGUACAGAAUGUUUAUUUGUACAAAAUUUUCUUGGCUGGGCAAUUUGUCUUGCCUCCUGUUCGAUCUCUGUACAUCUUUCACGUUGACAAACCAUUACAAUGAUUAACUUUGGGCUGUUUAUUGCACAUAGCGUUUCAGUGUGUACUGAGUAGAAUUAAGGUUGGAAGUCACUGAAUAACGCAUCUUGCUUCAGCAGAAGCUUCAGGGCACUCUUCACAUAGUUUAUCUUUGCUUGUCUUCUGUUCCUUUUUCAUUGUCGACAUGGGUGAUAAGUGAUUGAUUACUUGCUGCAGAAUAUCCUUACUUUCACUAGGAGGCAGAUUGCUGAAGUAAUACGGUGGGGCCAACUGCAUGAAUCUGUUGGAGCAGAGAACAAAAUGCAGUUAUUUCAAGGAAAGUUGAAGCUCCGAUCAUUUAUUCAAACUCUGAGAUCCUUUGUAAGUGAUAAAUACCAAACCUCCACGGAGCUCUGUGUAACAGGUCUGGAGUCAGAAUUCCUGGACCAAUUUUUGGGCCCAAUUGCCUGCUUAGCAGUGGGUGGGCCUCAGGUGCCUCAAGCAGGCUUUGAGGGGAAAUGGGCGUGCUCCUUCAUGAGCAUCCUGGGAAAGACCAGGACGAGGCCUUUCCUUAAUGGGCCUUUGGCAGGGAUAAAUUGGAGGAUUUCUGGUAGAUGUGCCGUGAGAAGAGACGCCCUCGGUUUAUCUUUGCAGGUUUCUUAGGGAACAGCCAGUGGCGUGGCUGAUGACAGUGCAGUGUCUAAAAGCUGCCGCAUCAGGGACCCUUAUUGCUGUCUGGUUGUGGGAGGAGGUUCUUAACCUUUUAAGGCACUCUUCUUGGAAGGUUUUAAAAUGCAUAAAUUAAAAUAUAUACGGUUACAAAAGAAACCAAUGAUACUCAAGUUUUUAUCAAAAAAAAAAUUUUUUUUUUUAAAGAAAUCAUGUUUAUAGACCCAGGUAAAGAAGCUCAGCUUUAGCAAGAUAGUAACUUAAUUCAGAAACUAUUUGGGGGAUAACCUUGAAAAAUAGUCAUUUCAUAUAGCAGUUGCAACAUGGAAACGUCCAAGGUCCUGCAGGGGGAGCCAUGUUCAAUAAAAUGUUUCUAUUUUCAUAGA